This is a messenger RNA of Plasmodium gallinaceum, 753 nucleotides long. RefSeq names its product CPW-WPC family protein, putative. Lineage: Eukaryota; Apicomplexa; Aconoidasida; Haemosporida; Plasmodiidae. The transcript is spliced from 10 exons. The record is from RefSeq and is a predicted model, not a curated record. The coding region runs from base 1 to 753 and encodes 250 amino acids.
AUGACUAAAUUAUUUUUAUACCUAUUUUUUCUUAUUUUUUAUUUUAAAAUAAAUAUGUGUGUAAGAGAAAAAAAAGACGAAAUAUUUUCAAAUAGAGAGUUAGAAAAUAUAGGUGGAAGUGCAGGUGAUAUUAUUACAAGUUCUUCAAAUGCGCCAUCAAAAGAACAGAAUGAAACUCCUGAUUCUAAUAUAGCUGCAAAUUUAAUAAAAGGGUUAAAAAAUAUUCCUCCACCAAUUAUUCAAUUAAAUCAAGAUAAUUUAAUAGACCCUGUGAUUAUUUGUGAGAAAGAUUACAAUUUACCUUGUCCAAAUGAUUAUAAUUAUAUUGGUUCUGUUCAUGAAACUGAAGAUGAAAUAUGCGCCCCUUCAUCAUUAUACAAUGGUCCAUGCAAGGGUGAAGAAUUAAAUAUAAAAAAUAUGUCUGAAAAAAUAAAAGAAACUUGGUCUAAUAAAUGUCAAGCAUUUUGGCCAUGUAAAAAGUGUGUAAGAAAUUUUACUUACUUUUGUCCAGAAAAAUGGAACAAAGUUAAAGAUACCAUAAGAUCUUGUAAGCCUUCAGAAUUAUAUAAUGGUCCUUGUAAUUUUCAAAUGAAUUUUUCUGGUUAUAAUAUUCGAAUGUUAGAAGAAUGGAGUUUAAAAUGUAAGGCUUGGUGGAAAUGUGAUCAUUUAAAUUUAUUUGAUGAAUGUCCUGAUGGAGAUUUCCCAAUUACACCAGCAGCUACAAAAUGGAGAAUAAAGAAAAAUUAUCAAUAA